ACUCUUGCAGACUGCAGCCAUACCAUCUCGAGCGUCAGAGCCAUGAAGAUCCUGAAACGAUUCGGCAGCACCUCGGGGCUCUGGACCAAGGAUGCUGCAGGGAACUCCGAGAAGAUCUACGUCUUCGACGGCACCGGCAACGACACGGUGUACGUCUUCCCCCGCAUGCGGGAGUUCACCCUCUUCUCUGCCACCCGCAAGGCCGCCCGCAUCAAGCUGCCCUACCCCUGGGUGGGCACCGGGCACCUCGUCUACGACGGGCACCUCUACUACAUCCGCCAGCAGGGCCCCUUCCAGGUGAUCAAGUUCAACCUGGCCAACAAGACGGUGGUGGACAGCUCGGUGUUCCCGGCCGAGGAGCAGAUCCCCGUCUUCGGGCUCUCUCCCUUCACCUACAUCGAGGUGGCGGCCGACGAGGAGGGCCUCUGGGCCAUCUACGCCACCAAGGAGGAUGAGAAGAACAUUUGCCUGGCCAAGCUGGACCCCAGCUCGCUGGACAUCGAGCAGAUGUGGGACACGCCGUGCCCACGGGAGAAUGCGGAGGGUGCCUUCGUGGU
Eurypyga helias (sunbittern) is the source of this 557-nucleotide messenger RNA. RefSeq names its product olfactomedin-like 3 (gene OLFML3). The annotation marks the transcript as partial. The record is from RefSeq and is a predicted model, not a curated record. NCBI's taxonomy places the organism in Eukaryota, Metazoa, Chordata, Aves, Eurypygiformes, Eurypygidae. Gene Ontology annotation, biological process: signal transduction. The transcript has a single exon.